AGUUCUAAAGAGUUUCGUUCGUGGUAAGAGCGCGGUGGUUUCACGCUGCGCUAGAGAGCUGUCGAACAAAGACAACUUGUUUACCUCUAGAUAGCAAGAAAUCAUCAUUAAAAGAUCUUUUUUCUUGGAUAAUGAAAAUUGUUUUGCUGAAUUAAUUCGGGCAAAAUAUAUCGGAUCGUAAUCCGGAAUCAAGUAAACAGAUCAACAAGGAUGUUCAGUUCAUUAAGACUAACAACUAUGGGCUCGCACAAGAGCCGUGCCAGACCGGGAAGCAUCGCUACAUCCGCGAAUUCCGACUCGCCCAGAAUGGAAGAUACACUCGCACAAAUACAAUACCAUUCUCACAGCUUUUUGCUGUCGAACGAUCAAGAAGCGAUAAAUGUCAUCGGUUUAUCAUCGCCGUUCAGUGUUUCUUCGAAAGUCGCGCAAGUGAGGGUGAAGCGAGAGAAUGGCAGUCUCGGUGUAACUCUUCGAGGUGGAGUGUCGAAAGCUCUGAUGGUGACGGGAGUAAAAACGGACGGUCCGGCUGCCAAAGAAGGAAGAGUCAGGCCCGGUGACCGGUUGCUGGCGGUAGAUGACACCGAAUUGCGAGGACUUACUUUGGCGGAGGCACAGCGAGCACUUAAGAAGAGUUCGGAUGCACCUGUUACGUCCCUCACAAUUGAAUAUGAUGUUGCAAACAUGGAAGAGGUGCGAGCGGCCACUUCCGGCCCAUUGCUUAUUCAACUGGAACGCGGCUUUUCAGGAGAACUAGGUUUAACCGUGAGAGAGACAUCAAACGGAAUCUACAUAGAAAGUCUCCGUCCGGCGAGCACAGCAGAUCGCUGUGGCGCUCUCCAAGUGGGAGAUCAGUUAUUGGCCAUAGAUGAUACGUCUGUUCAGGAUGCGGCAACCGCCGCGAAGCUGCUUAGAAAUAAUUCCCAGAGCUGUCGUAUUGCUAGGCUACAAAUAUUACCACGACCGUCGAGAACAGUCAAAAGGAGAGCACAGCCGCAAAUCCAGCAGAACUCGAAUCAGACUCUACAAAUGAAGGAAAACCUGACGGUCAUUCUCCGACCAGAUCAUCGGGGCUUCGGGGUCGCGCUUAAGUUAAUUGAAGAUCGCAUGAAUUACGUCGUAAGCUUCUUGGAAGCUGGUGGACCGGCGGAACAAAGUGGUGUCCUUUUGCCUGGUGAUAAGGCUAUCGCAAUCAAUCGGAGAAUGUUACGCGAUCUGCAACCGACUGAAGUAGCUAAUAUACUUGAGACAUCGCAAUUGAUCGAGUUAGUGAUAGAAUACAAAGUAGGUGGACCAGUAGUUCCGAAUUCCGGAGUUUUCACAGUGAGGGUAACGAGGCCAUUAGGUGGUCAACCCGAUCUGGGUCUUACGGUUAAUGAGGACUUAAUAAUUACGGAAGUUCGCCGAGGAUCGCUUGCUUAUCGAACAGGCAGUUUAGCAUCCGGCGACAGGCUGCUCGCGAUAGAUGGGGAACAAUUAGAUUCUGGAGAUUUAAGACAAGCCGCUCAAUUAUUACAUCGACCCGGCAGUUCAGUAGUUGCUUUAACUGUCAGAAAGCCAGAUCCUAAUCCAGAAAUAAGGUAUUUAAUAAUGUACAUAACACUUUCUAGAAGUGUUAAGUUUUCAAGUAUCUACUUUUUAAAGACAAAAAUACCUAUGUAA
Formica exsecta is the source of this 1659-nucleotide messenger RNA. RefSeq names its product glutamate receptor-interacting protein 1-like (gene Grip). Bases 211 to 1659 code for a protein of 482 amino acids. The record is from RefSeq and is a predicted model, not a curated record. NCBI's taxonomy places the organism in Eukaryota, Metazoa, Arthropoda, Insecta, Hymenoptera, Formicidae. The transcript is spliced from 4 exons. Gene Ontology annotation, biological process: neurotransmitter receptor transport, endosome to postsynaptic membrane. Gene Ontology annotation, molecular function: protein binding.